Messenger RNA from Fukomys damarensis (Damara mole-rat), 1829 nucleotides. It is a transcript of the gene Vma21, whose product is annotated as vacuolar ATPase assembly factor VMA21. Bases 39 to 344 code for a protein of 101 amino acids. The transcript is spliced from 3 exons. Gene Ontology annotation, cellular component: endoplasmic reticulum membrane. Lineage: Eukaryota; Metazoa; Chordata; Mammalia; Rodentia; Bathyergidae. The record is from RefSeq and is a predicted model, not a curated record. Gene Ontology annotation, biological process: vacuolar proton-transporting V-type ATPase complex assembly.
CACCACCGCCGAGCGCCUGCUGUUGGCACGGCGACGCCAUGGAGCGGCUUGAUAAAGCGGCGCUGAAUGCGCUGCAGCCACCCGAGUUCAGAAGUGAAAGUUCACUGGCAUCAACCCUGAAGACACUACUCUUCUUCACAGCAAUAAUGAUAACGGUGCCUAUUGGCUUAUAUUUCACAACCAAAUCAUAUAUAUUUGAAGGUGCCCUUGGGAUGUCCAAUAGGGACAGCUAUUUUUAUGCUGCUAUUGUUGCAGUGGUUGCUGUUCACGUGGUGCUGGCUCUUUUUGUGUAUGUGGCUUGGAAUGAAGGCUCACGACAGUGGCGUGAAGGAAAACAAGAUUAACACGACAUCACCUUUUGAUAGCAUUAAAUCGAUUUUUUAAAAAUACGGUAAAUGCUACUGUGAGCAUUGAUAAUGAGUACAUUUUAUUUUAAUAAAGUUGAAAGAAUAUGUUAAAAAUCAAUCUUAAGGAAUCACAUUUGACCAGUGUACAUUUUGACCCAUCUGAUACAGUGGUUUUUAUAAUCAAUUUUAACUGAGUCUUUCCUUUGCAAAUGAGAAUUUGGAAAGUUAAAUUGGUUACAAAUGGAUAUGUUAAAUGAGGUACACAUUGUUUUGGGAAAUGUUUUAUAGAAGUUUGUCUUUUAGUUGCUUUUCAGUUUUGCUCCUCUGGAUAUAAGAUAGCGUGCAGUGAAGCAAAUCUGGGCUUUGUUUUAAGCUGGAACACUUUCUCUGUCAGGAAAAUAUCAGGAAAAUGCCAGGGAUACAUGCAGACAUACAUAUUUUUUUCCUUGGAAAAACUACCAAGUCGUUGAAAGUGAAAAUCAGAUGGCAGGGUUGAUAUUUAGGGUUCUUACAAAACAGGCUUGCUUUUGAAGCAGUUUUUCCUGUGGUUUUAAGUAUUAACUCACUAGUUUGCUGCUGUUAAUUAUGUUAAACAGCAGUAAUUGACAAAUAGAUUUACUUUUCAAGAUAUUUCACUAGUUUCCCUUUGGAUAAAUACCAGGUCCUUGCAUUUGGGAUUCUGAUUUCCUACAAAAAGUUGCAUAAACUGCAGGCCCUGAGGUUCAUCUUAAUGUCACUGAUGAAUGUACAUAAAGUAUAUCAUUUAAAGGGGAAACUAGACUACAUCCUAACAAGACUGGCCUGUUGCAGGGUCUGGAGAGCAAAGAGGAGCUAAUGGCCACUUUUGUGCUUUCAGACCAGCUUUUCAUGAAGACCUUUACCCCUCAUUCAGCAUUGAAGUUAGGCUUCAGUUAACAGGGUUUUUUGAAAUUCCAUUUCAAACUGUUUCUCCUUUUGCUUUUUUUUUACAUUUCAGUGUACAUGAUAGAAAUUUGUAUUAGAAGUGUUCAUUUUUUGACAUACAUUAAGAUUGUAAUCCUGAAACGGAUCAUCUUUAUCAUCCAAGGGAUAUUCUUGGGAUAUCUGGUCCACUGGUCUCUUUGAUUGGAGCUAAGUUACAUCCUGCAUGUAUAGGUGUAUGGUUAGAUAAUCUAUGAGGUCCUUUUUGAUGGGGAAAAACCCUCCCAAGCCCUGUCAUUUUACUUUAGUACCUUUAGUCUGUGUACUUUAUAGCCACUAGGUAUUUUUUGUGUGCGUUCUGAAAACACUGUCCCCCCAGUUUUCAAUUAUAAAACCAUAAUCUAUGUUCUCUUUAAAAAACUGGAAAAAUGUGUUUUUGAACAGGAAUAAACGUUUUGCAUUGCUUCAUAUACAUGAAAAGUUUGGUGUCGGUUCAAAUCCUGCCACCUUUACCUGUCAGCUAUUUGCCUUUUUAUUUCAGAACAGGGAUUAUUGGCCAUUUAUUUAUUUAUUUUUAUUUUA